UGGAGCGGGCAGGUCGGGCAGGAAUCUGAAAUCACGUACGGGCAGUCCGCCCCAUUCUUUCGCCAACUUCUUCGGAAAGGCGAUAAACCAUAUUUUCCCUCGAAAAUCAACCCCAAUUCCUUCCAACGUAAUUACUACAAUAAUCAUUUCCCUCUAAAUCGAUUCGGUACGCGGGAAUUUCUCAUCACUGCUUGAAAUUCCUCCGACUAUCUUCCCGCGACUGCGAUAGGCUAUCCCCGAUUUUGAUUAGACCACAUGGAGAUCGACGAGAUAUUGGGGGAAUCGAAGCUGGCCAAGAUUCCCACCAAGAGUGUGAUAUACGUUUGGGGCUACAAUCAGUCUGGGCAAACUGGCCGGUCGGGCAAAGAAGGGAAUUUGCGGAUUCCGAGGCAGCUGCCGAUGGAUCUCUUCGGCUGCCCGGCCGCCGGCGGAAACUCGCGGUGGCUCGAUAUUGCUUGCGGCCGCGAGCACACCGCCAGCAUCGCAUCCGACGGCUCGCUUUUCACGUGGGGGGCCAAUGAAUAUGGGCAGCUUGGAGAUGGAACUGAAAGGGGGAGGAAAUACCCGAAGAAAGUGAAGCAUUUGCAGUCUGAAUUUGCAAUCUCUGUAUCCUGUGGGGCACAUUGCACUGCAGCCAUUGCUGAACCGCGUGAAAAUGAUGGUUCUAUGUCAACAAGGAGACUGUGGGUCUGGGGGCAGAAUCAGGGUUCUAAUUCACCACGUCUAUUUUGGGGAGCCUUCACACCAGACACAGUUGUUCGCCAAGUUUCUUGUGGUGCUGUUCACGUGGUUGCUCUGUCAGAAGAUGGCAUGCUACAAGCAUGGGGCUAUAAUGAAUAUGGUCAGCUCGGCAGAGGUAUUACCAGUGAAGGACUUCAGGGGGCUCGUCUAAUUAAAGGCUAUGCUAGGUUCCUUGAUGAAGCCCCCGAGCUUGUAAAGAUUAUCCAGGUUUCAUGUGGGGAGUACCACACUGCAGCUAUAUCGGACACUGGCGAGGUCUACACUUGGGGACUUGGGAGCAUGGGUCAACUCGGGCACUGUUCACUUCAGUGUGGUGAUAAGGAACUGUUGCCUCGACGUGUAGUUGCUCUUGAUGGGAUAGUUAUCAAGGAUGUAGCCUGUGGAGGCGUGCACACAUGUGCAUUGACUGACAAAGGAGCUUUGUAUGCUUGGGGUGGAGGUCAGGCCGGUCAGUUAGGCAUUGGACCUCUUGCCGGAUUGUUUUCUUGCAAGCCUAAUGGAUCCGACAUGAUGCUCCGCAACUUGCCCGUCUUGCUGAUCCCAUUCGGUGUUCGACUCGUCUGUUGUGGCCAUUCCCACACACUCAUUUGCAACAACGAAGGGAGAAUAUACGGAUGGGGUUACAAUAACUAUGGACAGGCCGCUAAUGAGAAGUCCACGUACGCAUGGUACCCUUCUCCAGUUGACUGGUGUGUUGGGGAGGUUAGGAAGUUAGCAGCCGGAGGUGGCCAUUCAGCAGUACUCACCGAUGCAUUUUCUUUGAAGGAGCUGUGUGAAUUUGCACUUGCGAACAAUGUAAAUCAGUCGAACGCGUCAUUGAUUGAGGAUGUUGCCUCGAGAACUGGUUCGGAUGCUCUAGCCCGCUUGUGUGAAAGACUGAGGGAGCAUUUUCCAAAUGAUGGAGUUUGCCAUAAUGAGAGAUAAUGUUGUGACAGCGUAGUUAGUGAAUUGUGGGUGCAGCAAUUCUAUUUUUAGUUGUAGGUUUUAAGGUAUGUUUGGUGGGUAAAGACUAGGAAACAUUGGUACUUAUAUUGUUGUCUGUAAAUGUUGUAACAAGCAUCAGCUUGACAUUCGAUACUCUUCAACUGUAUUACUAUGAUUUAUCAUUUGCCUUACUGUUAUCUAAUAAAUGUAGCAUUUGGAUUAAUAUAAAUAUUUUGUGGAUGCUUUUCUGAA
Molecule: messenger RNA, 1917 nt
Organism: Salvia hispanica
Lineage: Eukaryota; Viridiplantae; Streptophyta; Magnoliopsida; Lamiales; Lamiaceae
Product: Regulator of chromosome condensation (RCC1) family protein
Source: RefSeq, a predicted model, not a curated record